This is a messenger RNA of Zootoca vivipara (common lizard), 2447 nucleotides long. Its product is annotated as very long-chain acyl-CoA dehydrogenase, mitochondrial-like. Gene Ontology annotation, molecular function: very-long-chain fatty acyl-CoA dehydrogenase activity; flavin adenine dinucleotide binding; fatty-acyl-CoA binding. The record is from RefSeq and is a predicted model, not a curated record. Lineage: Eukaryota; Metazoa; Chordata; Lepidosauria; Squamata; Lacertidae.
AUGGGGCUCAAGUGGUGGAGACAGCUGUGGGCCAAAUCCAGCCUCAGGCUGCUGCCUCCUUCCUCCUAUGUUGUGCCUGACCAGAAAGCGAGCUAUUCCAGCUAUGCCAAGGAAUCCACAUCCUUUGUCACAAACAUAUUCAACGGGCACCUGGCCCCCCAAAACGUCUUUCCCUUCCCUUCAGUUCUCUCCCAGGAGCAAGCGCAGUCCCUGCAGGCCAUGGUGGAUCCCUGCAGCCGCUUCUUUGAGGAAGUGAACGAUCCAGCUGCCAACGAGGAACUGGAGGGCAUCGAGGAGGAGACCCUGGCCGGCCUCAAGGACAUGGGCUGCUUUGGCCUCCAGGUGCCUGAGGAGUUGGGGGGCAUCGGGCUCACCAACACGCAGUAUGCCCGCAUGGUGGAGGUGGUCGGGAUGCAUGACCUCGGGGUGGGCAUCGCCCUCGGUGCCCACCAGUCCAUCGGCUUCAAGGGGAUCCUGCUCUUUGGCACAAAAAGCCAGAAGGAGAAAUACCUGCCCAAGUUGGCAACCGGCGAGGUCUACGCGGCCUUCUGCCUGACGGAGCCGUCGAGCGGGUCCGACGCCGCCUCCAUCCAGACGACGGCGGAGCUCAGUCCCUGCGAGCGCUAUUACACCCUCAAUGGUGGCAAGAUCUGGAUCAGCAACGGCGGCACCGCCGAGAUCUUCACGGUCUUCGCUAAGACGCGCGUCAAGGACGUGACGACGGGUGAGGAGAAGGACAAGAUCUCGGCCUUCAUUGUCGAGAGAGCCUUCAAGGGCGUCACCAGCGGCCCCCCGGAGCAGAAGAUGGGCAUCAAGUGCUCCAACACGGCCGAGGUGCACUUCGACGGCGUGCAGGUGCCGGCGGAGAACCUGCUGGGCCCCCUGGGGCGCGGCUUCCAGGUGGCCAUGCACAUCCUCAACAACGGCCGCUUUGGGAUGGCCUCGGCGCUGGCCGGCACCAUGCGCGGCGUCCUCCGCAAGGCGGUGGAGCACGCGGCCAACCGGCAGCAGUUCGGGAGCGCCCUGAGCCGCUUUGGCAGCAUCCAGGAGAAGCUGGCGCGCAUGGCGAUGCUGCUCUACGUGACUGAGGCCAUGGCUUACGUGCUGAGCGCCAACAUGGACAUGAAGGUGCCCGACUACCGCCUGGAGGCUGCCAUCAGCAAAAUCUUCGCCUCGGAGGCAGCCUGGAAAGUGACCGAUGAAGUCAUCCAGAUCCUGGGCGGGAUGGGCUACAUGAAGGAGACGGGAGUGGAGAAAGUCCUGCGAGACUUGAGGAUCUUCCGCAUCUUUGAGGGCACCAACGACAUCCUCCGCCUGUUUGUGGCGCUGGGGGGCAUGAAGCAUGCUGGAGAGGAGCUACAGCGCCUUCAGAGGACCCUCUCCAAUCCUUGGGGGAAGGUGGAAGCCCUCUGCAAGGAGAUCAUCAUGAGAGCCAAACGGAAAGUUGGGCUUCCCAGUGGCUUGUCUCUGCAGGGUGUGGUUCACCCAGACCUGGAUGACUGCGCGACUCUGGUCACCAAGGCCAUUGAUCUGUUUGGGGAAGCGGUUGAGAGUCUGCUGCUGAAAUAUGGAGCUGCAGUGGCAGACCAGCAGUUCCACCUGAAGCGCGUGGCGGACUCUGCCAUCGACAUCUACGCCAUGGCUGUGGCUCUCUCCAGGGCCAGCCGCUCUCUUUGGCUGAAGCAACCGGCAGCGCAGCACGAGGAGCUCCUGUGUCGGGCCUGGUGCCUUGAGGCCUUCCAGCGCGUCCGCCAGGCUCUGCGGGAAGCCAAUUCGCUGGCCUGGGAGGAGUCCUUUGCCGACAUGAAGCGGAUCUCUGAUGCCCUGGUGAAGAAUGGCGAUGUUGUGGCUCCUCACCCGCUCGGCUUCUGAGCUCCCGGGGGGGCUUUCAGUCAGGGACUGGAAGGAGCUUGGCAUCUAUUAAAGCUGAUUUAAGGCCAGCUGCCUCAGUUUCCCUGCUGCUCUGGAGGUCUGCCCUGGUCUGGCCCAGGCAGCUUCCGGUACUCCUAGCUCUGGGGUCUGGCCGGCUCCCGAGGGCCUCCUCUCCCGCUUUGGACAAGCACCCCUGACAUCUGAAGCAGAGGUUGGAUGGCCACCUGUCUGGGAUGCUUCAGUUGAAAUCCCUACAUUGCAGGGGUUGGACUAGAUGACCCCCGGAGUCCCUUCAAACUCUACAAUUCUAGGAUUCUAAGGCAGCCAUUCAGCCUCUGCUUUCAAACCUCCAACGAAGGACAGCCCAUUCUCCGCAGGGCGGCGGCCUCAUUGGCCCCUCUUGCUUCAGUCGGCCUUUCUGGGGUUUAUUAGCUGCGUCUGUUUUCAGGCAUCUACUGUAAAUAUUAUUUGCUGCCCUGAGAAGUGAUGGAGGCCCCUCUUGCCUCCCCCAAUUCCUCGCUAUAGGGCAGGGGAUGAAUUCCUGGGAGUCAAGUGAGACUGCGCAGCGAUCUGAC